AUGACUGAGCGACAUGAGCCAAAGGUCGUGCUGGUAACCGGUGGGUGCGGUUUCAUUGGCUCUAAUUUCAUUAAUAUUACAUUCAACGAGUGGAGACAUGCCAAGUGAGUUUUUUACUUGAGGUUUAAGCCUAUAAUAAACCAGAACCAUAAGGUUUAAUACUUUAAAAAUUUGAAGUUAUACUUUAAACCUUUAAUUACUAAAACAACUAAAAUUUAAGGAUCUUUGUGUUUUAAGGAGGCUAUUUUGUUAGGCUUUUCCUUUGGCUAAUAGUAGUUGAAUUAUGGUAUCUAUAAGCUAUAAUAACUAAGCUAUAGCGUCUCAAACAAAAAAAACUUAUAUCCCAAAUUACCCCUAAACCAACAAAUUUAGGAUAAUAAACAUUGACAAACUGGCACAUGGCGCCAGCGAAGAGAACGUCGAAGUGUCGUUGCGCAACUCAAGUCGCUAUGUUUUCGUCGAAGGCACAAUCCUCAACAUUCCGUUGGUCGCUGAGAUUAUCACCAAGAACAAGGUUGACACCGUGAUACACUUUGCCGCAGUCACACACGUCGACGAGUCGUACAGUGAUAGAAUCGGCACAAUUCAGGAGAACAUCAUCGGCACCACAUCACUACUCGAAGCCGUGAAGAGUGCCGGCUGCGUGCAAAAGUUUGUUCACAUCAGUACGGACGAAGUGUACGGCGAUUCGGGCGAGGACGAAGCUCCAAAGACAGAAGAAUCCCUGCCAAACCCCACGAACCCGUACGCGGCCAGUAAGGCGGCCUGCGAAAACAUUGUAAAUAGCUACCACCGAUCGUACAAACUCCCAUAUGUCAUGGUGCGUAUGAACAACGUCUACGGCCCACGACAAGCCUACUCGAAACUGAUUCCAAAGUUCGUCAAGUUGGCGUUAGAAGGCAAACCAUACCCACUAAUGGGCGAUGGUAAACAUACUCGUAGCUGGAUGUUUGUGAAUGACUGUGCUGAAGCUAUUAAGCGUGUCACAGAACAGGGUUCAGUUGGAGAGUGUUACAAUAUUGGAAUCGAGUUCGAGAAGAGCAACUUAGAACUGACACAGAUGAUCCACAGGCUGGUUCUGAAAAAGAUGGCGAGGUAUGAAUUUAAAAAAUUUCUAAGAGCGUGGGUUUUUUAGAAGCUGGAAUGGUGUAUAUUAAUUUUUUUUUGAAUUUAAAAAAAAUUUUUAAUUUUUUUGAAAAAUGAAAAAACCAUCAAGCACUACCCCUUCAUGUUAUCUUUACUCUUUACCCGCCUUAAAAAUUUUUUAAAAAUUAUUAACCCCUUGCCAAUUCCAGAGACCAAACCAAGCCCACAUUCGCCCCAAUCCCAGACCGGCCAUACCACGACCGGAGGUACAACAUUGACUUCUCGAAGAUCCGCAAGGCUUUGGGAUGGCAGUGCAGUACGCCUUUCGAAACGGGGCUAAUGGCAACUAUUGAUUAUUAUGUAGACGAUUUCAAAAAGCGAAACCGUGCUUAA
Molecule: messenger RNA, 1479 nt
Organism: Bursaphelenchus okinawaensis
Lineage: Eukaryota; Metazoa; Nematoda; Chromadorea; Rhabditida; Aphelenchoididae
Source: the annotation of a GenBank genome assembly